AUGGUUACGGUGCAUUUACUGUUAAAGGAUUUGACAAUUGGAAAAAAAGUUAAUGAUGGGAAAAAGUGUGCAUUCUUGAAGCACUUAGGUUGUUCACAACAUAGAAAUGCUAUUACAUUUGCUGAAAACUUGAUGAAUCAAGCAACACACAUUGAAAAUAUCAUAGUGAAGCAAAAUGAAGCACAAAUACUGAAGAAUCGUUUACGAUUAAAAGCUUCAAUUGACACAGUUCAUUGGUUGACAUUCCAAGCUUGUGCUUUACGAGGCCAUGAUGAAACGCCUAAUUCCAAAAAUCGAGGUAAUUUUCUUCAACUACUAAAACUUCUAGCAUCUUAUAAUGAUGAAGUUGCAAAUGUUACAUUAGAGAAUGUUCCUUAUAAUUCAAAGUAUACUUCUGGAGAUAUUCAAAAAGAAAUUCUUAGUAUUAUUGCAAAUAAAGUUCGGAAGCAUAUUCGUAGUGAAGUCGGGGAUUCAUACUUUUGUGUCAUGGUUGAUGAGUCACGAGAUGAGUCUAAAAAAGAGCAAAUGGCCAUAGUUUUGAGAUUUGUUGAUGCAGAAGGGAUCAUACAGGAAAGGUUCCUGGAUUUGGUUCAUGUUAGGGACACCUUAUCAUUAACCUUGAAAACAAAUAUGUGGACCCAACUUUUGCACUAUCAGUUUGAUGUUAUUAAAAUUUGUGGCCAAGGUUAUGAUGGUGCUAGUAAUAUGAGAGGGGAAUGGAAUGGAUUGCAGGCACUUGUUCUUAAGGAUUGUCCUUAUGCGUAUUAUGUUCAUUGCUUUGCUCACAAAUUACAACUAGCAUUGGUGGCUGCUUCAAGGGAAAUUAUUCCUAUACACCAAUUUUUUACAAGCUUAAUUUUUAUAAUUAAUGUAGUUUGUGCUUCUAGUAAACGACAUGAUGAGUUACAAAAGGCAAAGGCAACUGAGAUUGAACAUUUAUUGGAACUUGGUGAAAUCGAAUCAGGAAUAAUUGAUGAUGUAUCUACUACUUAUUCUCAACGCGGAGAUGCUGAUGCAGCUUACUAUUUCCUGAAAUCAUUUGAGUUUGUUUUUAUUCUUCACUUGAUGAAAGAAAAAUCCCAAGAUAUUCUUAAUGCCAUGGAGUUAGUUUCAGCAACAAAGGAGAGUCUAAAUGAUUUCAGGAACAAUGGAUGGGAUUCUUUAUUUGCACAGAAUCCCAAGCUAAGUGGUGUAUCAACUAUUGCUGACCUAUGUAAGGGUCUUGUAGAAACUCAGAAACGUGAGACAUAUUAUUUGCUUGAUAGAGUGGUUCGGUUAAUCUUAACACUUCCGGUUUCUACCGCAACAACAGAGAGAGGCUUUUCAGCAAUGAAAAUAUUCAAGAACCGCAUUCGCAAUAAGAUGUCAGAUGAUUUUCUUGCAAACAACUUGGUGGUUUACAUAGAAAGAGAAAUUGCUAAAAACAUUGAUACGAAAUCAGUAAUUGAUGAAUUUAAAGACCUUAAAGGUCGUCAGGCUGAGUUGUAA
Lactuca sativa (garden lettuce) is the source of this 1488-nucleotide messenger RNA. RefSeq lists its product as uncharacterized. NCBI's taxonomy places the organism in Eukaryota, Viridiplantae, Streptophyta, Magnoliopsida, Asterales, Asteraceae. Gene Ontology annotation, molecular function: protein dimerization activity. The record is from RefSeq and is a predicted model, not a curated record.